AUUUUGAACGGAGCCCCGCUCCGGUGUGUUUUUAUCUCUUUACUGUUUGAGUUUUUCUGUGUUUAAUAAAGAAAAGCUGCAGAGAGAGAGAGAGACAUGGAGGAGAGUCCAUCUGAGAGCCGACCAGCGCACUCCAAACCCUCAGAGAGUCUAAAGGAGAAGGAGAAAGAUGGGGGGAGCAGUGAGAACACAGCGACGUCCAGCUUCACCAAACCAUAUACAGGUCAUGCUGCUAAGUCCGCUCCUCCCUCGUCUCCGUCUGCAUCCUCCGGUCGAGCGAAGAUGAGUGUAUGUGGGCCGGGCAGUAAAAACCCCUCCUCCUCCUCCUCCUCUUCCUCUCUUUCUUCAUCCUCCUCUUCCUCAGCCCCACCCCCUAAAGUCCACCGCGCCCGCAAGACCAUGAACAGACCCCCCAUCACACAGGUUCGCUCUGUUGAAUCGUCUGCUGCGUCUCCGGUGAAGCCAGCGACGGGAAGCCCUGUGGAGCCGGACUCAGUGAAGAGGCUGAAGGUGUCGACGGACUCUGACUCCACAGCGCCCUCUAUAAAAAGCCCAGUAAAAGCACCAGAGCCCACAGUGAAGGAGGUGAACCCUGCAGUCUCUGUGGCGUCACCAGUGGUGGAGAAGGCGGAGCCUGUCGCUACGGCAACCAAAGAGCACCAUGGUGGUUGGUUGGAGGACCUGGAUGAUGAAGCAGAUGAGGAAGACUUCCACCUGAUGUACAACAGCUACGCAGGAGACGACGUCAUCUACUCCGACAGCAAGUCUGAUGAUGGAAUGAUGGAGGGACCUCUGGAGGUUCGAGUGGGAGGAGACAUGACUCACCUGUCUGAUCAGUACGCUGCGUCUGAGCUGCGGCCCAGAGCAGGUCUGAAGCAGCAUCAGCAGCAGGAGGAAGAGCGAGAAGCUCCAGCAGCUGCAGAGACGGCUGCUCCAGCAGGGGGCUCCACUGAUUACACUGAGGUUCCUCUGGGGUCGUUGGAUAUCUCGGCUGCAGACAGCCUCACUCUCUCCCCUCAUGCAGACGGCAGUGAUAGAGAGAUGGAGCGGAUGGAGGAGUUGCCGUUGUGUAGCUGUAGGAUGGAGGCGCCACGUGUAGAACGGCUAACUGCACACACACACCGUACCUGCAUGGCCAUCGAGAGCAUCAACGGACAGCUGGUGGGUUGUACUAAUCAGAUAGUGAAGGGGGAGACGAUGCGUCCCUCCAGUCGUGUGUCUCUGAUGGUGCUGUGUGAAACUCAUCGCUCUCACAUGGUGAAACACCACUGCUGCCCGGGCUGUGGAUACUUCUGUCUGUCGGGAACGUUUCUGGAGUGUUGUCCGGACGUUCGUAUCGCUCACCGCUUCCACCGCGGCUGUGUGUCGGUGCUGAGUGGGGGGCGGAGCCGGGGAGGUGUGGGCGGCGGCCUGCUGUUCUGCCCGCACUGCGGAGAGGACGCUUCCGAGGCCCAGGAGGUCACCAUCCCCCCGGCAACACCGUCACCAGGGGCGACGGUAGUCACAGCAACCGCCUCCUCCACUACCGCCACACCCUCACUGCUCCCGUCCGCGCUCUCCGUGGCAACCACAGCGCUUAGCAACGAGAAGAGGACUGGUGAGCCAAUCAGUGCUCGAAUGCACUGGAGAGGUGAGGCCAGAAAAGGGGUGGAGCUACAGUUACAGCCUACCACUGCUUCAGCUGCUGCUACUGCUGCUGGAGGGGGCGGGAUCGAGGACGUGGUUGCCCAGGGCGAUGAGGGCGUGGACAGUGUUGGCCCCUCCCUCGUUCUGCCCAAUGGAAAACCAGUCUGCCCAAGUGCAAUUCCUCCAGGAGACAGGAGGGCGGCGCUACAGAGAGCCAUUCUAACCCAGGAUACAGAGAGGAGGAAGAAGCUGAGGUUCCACCCCCGUCAGCUUUACCCAGCAGCCAAACAGGGGGAGGUCCAGAAAGUUCUGCUCAUGCUCAUGGAAGGUAUAGAUCCAGCCUAUCAGCCGGAUUCUCAGAAUCGUCGUUCUGCUCUUCACGCUGCAGCUCAGCGCGGCCUGAUGGACGUCUGCUACCUGCUCAUACAGGCAGGCGCUAAGUUGGACGCCCAGGAUAAAACCCUGAGGACCCCUCUGCUGGAGGCUAUCGUCAACAACCAGGUGGAGGUGACCCGGUUCCUCAUGCAGAGCGGAGCCUGUGUUUACCAUGUAGAGGAGGACGGCUCUACUGGUCUUCAUCACGCUGCUAAACUGGGGAAUCUGGAGGUGGUCAUGCUGCUGCUGAACACCGGGCAGGUGGAUAUAAACGCUCAGGAUAGUGGUGGAUGGACUCCUAUAAUCUGGGCAGCUGAACACAGACACAUUGAUAUCGUCAGAGCUCUACUGAACCGAGGGGCCGACGUCACGCUCAAAGACAAGGAGAUGAACGUGUGUCUGCACUGGGCGUCGUUUGCAGGCAGUGCUGAGAUAGCUGAGCUGAUACUGAACGCUGGCUGCCCACUCUCCAGUGUGAAUCAGCACGGAGACACGCCCCUCCACAUCUCCGCCCGCGAGGGGUACACCGAGUGUGUGACGCUGUUUCUCUCUCGUGGAGCGGAUAUUGAUGUCAUGAACAGGGAAGGAGACACGCCCCUUUCUCUGGCGCGCUCUGAUUCGCCGGUUUGGGUAGCGCUGCAGAUCAAUAGGAAAUUACGCAGAGGAAUAGCCAAUCGGAUCAUCCGGACAGAGAGAAUCAUCUGCAGUGAUGUAGCUCAGGGGUAUGAGAACGUUCCUAUCCCGUGUGUGAACGGGGUGGAUGAUGAAGGCUGUCCGUCAGAUUAUAAAUACAUUGCCGAGAACUGCGAGACCUCCGCCAUGAACAUCGACCGUAACAUCACACACCUACAGCACUGUAGCUGCACAGAUGACUGCUCCUCCAGUAACUGUCUGUGUGGGCAGCUCAGCAUCCGCUGCUGGUACGACAAGGACCAGCGCUUGCUGCAGGAGUUUAAUAAGAUCGAGCCGCCGCUGAUCUUCGAGUGUAACCUGGCGUGUUCCUGUUAUAAGUCCUGUAAGAACAGGGUGGUGCAGGCUGGCAUGAAAGUGCGUCUGCAGCUGUAUCGCACUGAGAAGAUGGGCUGGGGGGUCCGAGCCCUGCAGGAUAUUCCACAGGGCAGCUUCAUCUGCGAGUAUGUUGGGGAGCUGAUCUCUGAUGCAGAAGCAGACGUUAGAGAAGAUGAUUCGUAUCUGUUUGAUCUGGAUAAUAAGGAUGGCGAGGUGUACUGUAUUGAUGCUCGUUACUAUGGUAACAUCAGUCGUUUCAUUAAUCACCUGUGUGACCCGAACAUCAUACCUGUGCGAGUAUUUAUGCUGCAUCAGGACCUGAGAUUCCCCCGCAUCGCCUUCUUCAGCUCCCGGGACAUCCUGACAGGACAAGAGCUAGGGUUUGAUUAUGGAGAUCGGUUCUGGGAUAUUAAGAGUAAGUACUUCACGUGUCAGUGCGGAUCUGAGAAGUGUAAACACUCGGCGGAGGCCAUCGCCCUGGAGCAGAGCCGACUCGCCCGUGUGGAGGCGUGUCCUGAGUCCGGGAGCGACCCGGCGCUGAGCAUGCUGGGAAACUCCUAAACCCUGCUGUGUGUAUGACUUCUGGAGAGGACCUGACGGAAGCAGCUCCCUGCAACCAGGGUACUGACCAAUCACGGACCAAACGCUGACCAAUCACUGACCAAGACCUACAGUUCCUCCAACAACAGUUCAAGUUCCAGCCAAACCAGUGCAGAAUCAGAUUCACACAGUUCUACCCUGUUAACCCCACAUGCAGUCGAUCAGCUGUGAUUUGUUCAGGGUCUGAAGCUCACUUCUUCAAGAGCUACGGGGCUAAUGUGGCUAACAAGUAAUAAUACCUCAUGUACACUAAUUAGCAUGCCACUAACUGCAUGUCUUAAUCCCCCCAUGCUCUCCUGUAACCAUCUGAACUGUUCCCUCAGCAGGUAAAAGAGGUCUAAUAAAAGCUUAUAAGCUUUUACCUACGUUAGCAUUGUAACUUCAGUGCUAAUAAGUUAGCGUAAAAGUAUUGCUCUUUUUUUAACUACAUUAGCUUUACAAUUCCAGUGCUGAUUUAUAUGGUGUUGAUUGCAUGUUAGCUACAUUAGCUUUGCAGUGUAAAGAAGUUAAAGUUGGCAUAUGAACUACAUUUCUCACAUUUCUUUACUGCUGAUUAGUGAGGAAACAAAAUAUUUUAUUGCAUUUUAUCUACGUAGCAUUGUAGCUCUGAAGCUAAUUAGUAGGGUAUCAGCUUUCAUUACAAUUAGCCUCAUGUGUUCAGUGCUAAGUAGUGGGAUAUAAGCCUGUAUAACUUGUUUACUACAUUAGCUUCAUAGCUUCUGUGCUAAUUAAUGGGAUAUCUUUGCUAAUUAGUGGGAUAUGAACUUUUAUAGCUUUCUAGCUGCAUUAGCUUCACAGCUUAUGUGUUAAUUAGUGGAAUAUAUGCUUUAGAUGCUUUAUAUCUACAGUAAUGUCAUAGGUUCUAUGCUAAUUGGUGGGUUAUGUGCUUUUAUAGCUUGUUAGCUACAUUAGCCUCGUAGCUUAUGUGCUAAUUAGUUGGAUAUAAGCCUUUAAAGCUUGUUAGCUAUAUAAGCCUCAUAGCUUUUGUGCUAAUUAGUGGAAUAUGAGCUUUUAUAGCUUGGUAGCUACAUUAACCUCAUAGCUUCUGUGCUAAUUAGUUGGAUAUAAGCCUUUAAAGCUUGUUAGCUAUAUAAGCCUCAUAGCUUUUGUGCUAAUUAGUGGAAUAUGAGCUUUUAUAGCUUGUUAGCUGCAUUAGCCCCAUAGCUUCUGUGCUAAUCAGUUGGAUAUAAAGUAUUAAAGCUUGUUAGCUAUAUAAGCCUCAUAGCUUCUGUGCUUGUUUGCAGGAUAUGAGCUUGUAAAGCUUGCUAGCUACAUUAGCCUCUUUGCUCCAGUGCUAAUUUUUGGAAUAUGAGACUAUAUAGCUUGUUAGCUACUUUAUCCUCAUGACUUCUGUGCUAAUUAUUGGAAUAUGAGCUUUUAAAGCUUGUUAGCUACAUUAGCCUCUUUGCUCCAGUGCUAUUUAUUGGAAUAUGAGCUUUUAAAGCUUGUUAGCUACAUUAGCCUCAUAGCUUUUGUGCUAAGUAGUGGGAUAUGAGCUUUUAUAGCUUGUUAGCUACAUUAGCCUCUUUGCUCCAGUGCUAUUUAUUGGAAUAUGAGCUUUUAAAGCUUGUUAGCUUCAUUAACCUCAAAGCUUCUGUGCUAAUCAGCGGGAUAUGAGCUUUUAAAGCUUGCUAGCUACAUUAGCCUCCUUGCUCCAGUGCUAAUUAUUGGAAUUUGAGGCUGUAUAGCUUGUUAGCUACAUUAGCCUAAUAGCUUCUGUGCUAAUCAGUGGGGAUAUGAGCUUUUAUAGCUUGUUAGCUACAUUAGCCACAUAUCGUCUGUGCUAAUCAGUGUGAUAUGAGCUUUUAUAGCUUGUUAGCUACAUUAGCCUCGUGGCUCGAGUGCUAAUUAUUGGAAUUUGAGGCUGUAUAGCUUGUUAGCUACAUUAGCCUAAUAGCUUCUAUGCUAAUUAGUGGGAUAUGAGCUUUAAUUCCUUUAUAUCUACAUUAGCCUCAUAUCUUCUGUGCUAAUUUGUGGAGUAUAGCUUGUUAGCUUGUAUAGCUUGUUAGCUUGUAAGCUACAUUAGUCUCAUAGCUUCUGUGCUAAUCAGCGGGAUAUGAGCUUUUAAAGCUUGCUAGCUACAUUAGCCUCCUUGCUCCAGUGCUAAUUAUUGGAAUUUGAGGCUGUAUAGCUUGUUAGCUACAUUAGCCUAAUAGCUUCUGUGCUAAUCAGUGGGGAUAUGAGCUUUUAUAGCUUGUUAGCUACAUUAGCCACAUAUCGUCUGUGCUAAUCAGUGUGAUAUGAGCUUUUAUAGCUUGUUAGCUACAUUAGCCUCGUGGCUCGAGUGUAAAACGAGGAGUCAGGUCUCAGGCGCUGGAUGUUUCUCAGCAGUCAGACUGUGUUUGGGGUUAAAGGGCUGAACUGUGACUCAGAUCUGAAUCUACAGGGUUUAUCAAAGUUAAUCAGAAGCACGGUGAUGCUGAUCCAAGUCCAGAUUCAUGUCUCCAGUUGUGAAGGACGUUUUAGAUGUUUUGGACAAGUCGGAUGUGUUUGACCUUCAGACUGACCUCUGUGGGCAGCUUUAUGGAAAGGUGCUGUUUAUUUUUCUCAUGCGAGUCACUGUUUAAACAGUGGUGCUGCUGCCUUUGAUUAAGUGAGUUCUGAAGAAGUGUGAAAGAACAGGAACACACACACACACACACACACACAAAUGCAAAGUGAAACAAGACCCUAAUCAUACAUUUGUAUCAUACAUUUGGAAAGGCUGUGUUCAGACUGCAGGCAAAAUCAUAUUAUAAUUGCAUUUGAAAGCAUCUCUAAAUGUGAUUACUAAAAUAAAUCUGGAUUUUAUUUCUAGAUACACCAAAAAAAAUCAGAUUUGGAGUGGCAGUGUGAACAUAGAACAGCCUCAUGGUUCUUUAGGGCAUGCAUACAAAUUAAGACUAUAAGACUUGCAUAGACUAUGUUCACAUUACACAGGCUGAAGUGACUUAGGGUGUUUUUACACCAGCACUAUUUGUUCCAGGUAAAAUACAAACUGGUUUGUUUGCAUUCUUGGUGUGGUUCGUUUGAGCAGGUGAGAACAUGAUCCUGUCUCGAUCUGACCCGACCGUCAAAUAUACUCCUUUUAUUUAAGCUAAUUGGAUGUUCAGGUGCAGUUUACCCUGAUUUAUUACCAGAUAAUUACUGGAGUUGAGUUGUGUUUACACUGAAUGCUCUUUGUGUAGAGUUCAGUACAUGAACAUCCCAUUAAAAAUACUGUAUUUUAAAAGGGUAGCAGCAAAAUUGUUGCUGUGUUGGAACACAAAGAGACUUCUUCCUGUAUUUACCUUUCAGAGAGCUCUGACCAAUCAGAGAAGACAAUGCAUUUGGUUGUGUUAUUUGGGCUGCUUUUCUUGGACACAAAACUGAUGAAUUUAAGUUUAAGUUGAACAGAAUUAGACAUGUCGAAUUGAGUUUGUUUUUGCCGUUCACACUGCCACACAAACGACACACCCGUGUCAGAUAUGGCCAAAAAGAUCAGAUUUUGGCCACUUUUUUCUAUUAAAGUGACUUAAGUUUGAUUAAUAAAUAUCAGAUGUUAUAUAUCCACACAGCCCUGAAAACAUCAGAUCAUGCAUACUGUUACAGUGACAGAUUCACUUACAUUUAUGAAUGUAAACCUUCAAAAAUGGUCAAAUCUGAUCUAAACUGAUUAAUAAGGCGUGUAAUGUGAACAUAGAACACUGCCUGUGUGUCAAACGGAUCAGUGCUCCCUAUCUAGUGCCCUCAGUAGGGUGUAAACGGUUGAAGCUCGUUCCCUGUGUUACAUUUUCAUGUUCUUCUCAGUUCUGAACUGAAGUUCUGUGGGUUGGACGAGUUUAAUACGUGUGACUGAAUGUUUUUCAUCAUCGUUAUUAUUAUUAGUUUUAAUAAAUAUUAUUUGAUACAAAA
Molecule: messenger RNA, 7482 nt
Organism: Astyanax mexicanus (Mexican tetra)
Lineage: Eukaryota; Metazoa; Chordata; Actinopteri; Characiformes; Acestrorhamphidae
Product: histone-lysine N-methyltransferase EHMT2-like
Exons: 28
Coding region: 97-3570 (1157 amino acids)
Cellular component (GO): nucleus
Molecular function (GO): p53 binding; protein-lysine N-methyltransferase activity; histone methyltransferase activity
Source: RefSeq, a predicted model, not a curated record